UUCCUCAAAAUGGGUAUCUCUAACAUUUGUUUUCUCUUAUUUCUUUCUCUUAUUCCUUUCUAUUCCCACACCCAUGCAGCUACUUUUGAAGUCCACAACAACUGCCCCUUCACUCUUUGGGCUGCCGCCGUACCCGGUGGCGGACAACAACUCAAUCAAAACGAUGUUUGGAUAUUUGACGUGAAUCCCGGCACUGCUGCCGCACGUGUUUGGGCUCGAACUAAUUGCAACUUCGACGAUUCCGGUAAUGGUGGAUGUGAGACUGGCGACUGUGGUGGUCUCCUCCAGUGCCAAGGAUAUGGCAGUCCGCCCAACACCCUCGCUGAAUACGCGUUGAACCAAUUCAAUAACUUGGACUUCUUCGAUAUCUCUCUCGUCGAUGGGUUUAACGUUCCAUUGGAGUUCAGCCCCACAUCUGGUGAUUGUCGAGGCAUCAGUUGCAAUGCAGACAUCAAUGGACAGUGCCCGAACGAGCUUAGGGCUUCUGGAGGGUGCAACAACCCGUGCACCGUGUUCGGUGGUGAUCAAUACUGCUGCACCGACCCGAACAGCAGCUGUGGGCCGACGGAUUACUCAAGAUUCUUCAAGGAUAGGUGCCCAGAUGCAUAUAGUUACCCAAAAGACGAUGCAACCAGCACAUUCACUUGCCCUGGGGGAACCAACUAUAGGGUCGUCUUCUGCCCCUAAGCACCACUAUAUUAUAUAAAUAAAGAUAGAACCAAAA
This is a messenger RNA of Cucumis sativus (cucumber), 724 nucleotides long. Its product is annotated as protein P21. The record is from RefSeq and is a predicted model, not a curated record. Lineage: Eukaryota; Viridiplantae; Streptophyta; Magnoliopsida; Cucurbitales; Cucurbitaceae. Bases 10 to 687 code for a protein of 225 amino acids. The transcript is spliced from 2 exons. Gene Ontology annotation, biological process: defense response. Gene Ontology annotation, cellular component: extracellular region.